AAAAAAACCUCCCUCCUCCUUGUGUCCGUAGAGGGCUGGCAGGCAGACACAGCAGAAAUCCAGGCGAGCCGGCCGCUGUCCUUGCAGUAGAAGAUCACAGGGACCUUGCAAUGAUCUCGCUGGACCUUAAUUUUAACAUUUUGACCAGAGACCUGUCACAUUAUUUGGAGAAUCAGGUGAAAGUGGGGCUGUUCGGCUCGGGAGUGGGGCUGUCACUAGUGUUGGGGUUUAGCGCAGCGUACACCUGCUACUAUUUGAUUUCCGUUGCAAGGAAACCUCAGCUUAUCUCCGGAGGUAAGAAGUUCUACCAGUUUCUGCGGGAACAAUGUCCGGUGGUGUCAGAGACGUACUACCCGACCUUUUGGUGCUGGGAGAGCCGCAUCCAGACUCUGCUUCGGCCGUUUGUCACGGCCAAACCUGGAGUCGUCUACAGAAACGAGCUUAUUAAGGCAGCAGAUGGAGGGCAGAUAUCUGUGGAUUGGUUUGACAACGACGAGAGCCUCUCUCAUCCCAAUCCCGCCACCAGGCCCACUGUCCUCCUCCUCCCGGGUCUGACCGGCACCAGCAGAGAGUCCUACAUCUUGCACAUGGUUCAGCAGAGCCGCGAUCUGGGUUAUAGGUGUGUGGUUUUCAAUAACAGAGGGGUUUCUGGUGAAACACUCCUGACCCCGAGGACCUACUGUGCAGCCAACACCGAGGACCUGGAGAUUGUUAUUGAGCACGUCCAGAGAAGCUAUGCGGCUGCUCCAAUCAUGGCUGCUGGCGUCUCCAUGGGGGGGAUGAUGCUGGCCAACUAUUUGGGGCGCAAGGGCAGAGAAACCUGCCUACAGGGGGUUGUGGUCUUCUCAGCGGGCUGGGAUGUGUUUGAGUGCACAGCUUCAUUGGAAAAACCCCUGGAUCGCUUCCUCUUCAACUCCUACCUCACCAGCUGCCUACAGGCCUCUGUGCACAGACACAGACCAGUGCUUGAAAAGUGUUACGACAUUGAUCAUGUCAUGAAGGCUCGGACCAUCCGAGAGUUUGAUGAGAGGUUCACCUCCAUCAUGUUUGGCUACCGCACCAACGAAGACUACUACCACGAUGCCAGUCCCGUCCACAAGCUGAAAUCUGUGCAGGUGCCAAUGCUCUGUCUGAACGCUGCUGAUGACGUCUUUUCUCCAUCGCACGCCAUUCCAGUGGAGGCAGUGAAGCAGAACCCCAACCUGGCCCUGCUCAUCACCUGUCACGGCGGCCAUAUUGGUUUCCUGGAGGGUCUGUGGCCGCGCCAUAGCACUUAUAUGGACCGAGUCUUCAAGCAGUUUGCAAAGGCGGUCUUUGAAAAAGGAAACCAACUCAAAGACCUCUUGUGAUGAAAGAACUCGCCUUUGGUGUUCCUUCAUUUUCCUCUUCCCUCAUUCCAACUUCUGCUCCAUCAAAUUCUGCUCAUCGUCUCUCCACAUUAGGAUAUUUCUUCAUUCCAAACUUUAUCGCUUUUUCUCUAUGGAAAUUAUUGUUUUUGGUUUUUUUUGCUUUUCUUUUGUUUGGACCACAAAAAGACCUGGAAACAUCUGAGUUACAGCCACCAUGAGGUCUGCUUUAGGUUACUAGAUUUCAAAGAGCAUGGGUCCAAAGCUCUCUUUGACAUCACCUUAACUUUGGAUCAACUCCAUGUGUAGGAAAAGGACGCCAAUCUACCCACAAUUCCUUGUCAUUUCUGCAUUAUAAAGUGGCACAUUAUGACUUUGUGUAUUUAAUUCCACUGACAGACAUUAUUACAGUCAAAACAGAAAAAACACUACUGCAGGAAGUAAAAAAGACCAUGUGACUCUAAGCAUGACACAUCUAGACUGUUAGUUUGCUGGAGCGCAUGUUGGUUUUCCCCCUUUUUAGUCUUACAAAAAAACAAAACAUGCACAGAUCAAACCUUAGAAAGAACCGGAUUAGAACUUCAGAGCAAAGUCUGCUGAAGGACUCCCACUCUGAUGCUGUUUUUAGGCCAAAUAGAAAAACUGCGUUGUUUUCUAUGACAGUUUCCGCAGAGUGGCAGGAGUUUUUUAGAAACAGUUUGGAGCCGGAUGCUGGCUCAGACCGGGUUGUGGCCCGCCCAGCGUGUUUUUUCUUUUCCUGAUUCAUGGUGAUUUGAAUAAAGAAAUACUCAGAAAUGCAAUUUUAAGCGGAAUCUUCUUUAUACAUGUCCCCCAAUCAUCAGAGAAAAUGCCACAGGUACAUGUUAAAAACACCAUUUUCAUUGCAGUGGUUCUGUAUGUGUGGUCCGUUCCAUCGUGCACAAGCUCAUAGACCUUCAUUUUUCCUGAACCCAGAGAGGAAAGCAAAGUAGGUCUCAUUCAGUUUAAAAAUAUCCCUGGGUUGGAGCAGGUCUGCAUACCUGAUAUUAAUACUGGACCUCUAAUUAAAUCAAGAUUGUAGAUGGAAUAGUGACUUCUAGCUUUUCAUUGGUUGUUUUUUUUGUAUUAAUUGAGAUCCAUCCAUUCUUUUUGUGUCCAUUUCCUCUACAAUAAGCAAAAGGUGCAUCCUUUCUCCUUUUAGACUCAUUGAACAUAUGUUGUGUUGAAUUUGUCGUUUUUGUGUGGAAUUGGUGGUGCAGGACCCAAAUAUAGGAAACUAGGCUUUAUGUCAGAAACUUGAACAUCAGAUUAAGUUUUAUCUUGACAAAACCCCUGGAGAAACAAAAGGACUGACAAACAUAUGAUAAUGAAACUCCAGCGAAAAAAAGUAUUUUUGGUCUUUUUAACAUCUUGUGGCAUUUUUCUGAUGGAGGGCAUAUAUAAAGAAAUGUGACCUACACAUUGCAUUUCUGAGUAUUUAUUUAUUCAACUAAUUGUGAAUCAGGAGCAGACAAAAAAAAAUGCCGUAGGAAAAAGAUCGGAUUUGUGACGUGGAAAAUACACGCAAUGUACAAAUGGCUUAGGACCAAAUGAAGCUACGAUGUGAAAAAGAGAUGAACAACAGUGUCCUGUUUUGCAAUCAUUUUUAGCUCAAGUCAACACACGAGGAUGUGCUGGUUCUUUCUGAAACAUCCUGCUGAUUUUAGCCCUCAGGGAGUUUCUUUCUUUUAUCAUUUUCAGCCUCGCUGUUGGUGUCAGAGACUCUCCUAGUUUGUGUCUUCCUCUGUCUGUUCAGUGUAAUCACAUUGUUUACACAUUACAACGUAUUUAUUUACCUGAUAACUCACCGUGUGAUGACCUUUUUGACUCCUACUUGCUGUUACAUUUGAGGUUACUGCCAGCAGCUGCUCAGCUCCGCCCACCCUCAGGUGUGGAAGAAAGGGAAAGCAGUCACCUGCUUUACUUUCUUCUUUCUGACCUGACUGAACUUUCUUGUCUUCUCCAAAACGUACUAUUUAGAGAGUUCUUCUUCUUCUGAGAGCGUUCAUCAGGCCUGACAGACACUGCAUGUUAGCUGGCUGUAGCUUCACAUUUAACACAACGAAGGCGUCAUCUCCUCACCAAGAAAGCAAAUUAGUUUAUGUGUCUUCAUUCUUCACAAACCUUUUUAUUUUUCACUUUUACCUAACGGUGGAUGACGAGACAUUUCUUUGUGACAAGGAAUGUAAAACUGCACUAUUUGAGUUGUUGCGUCCUCUUUUUUUAUGCAAAGCGCUGACGUGGCAUCCGUGUGAAGGAAGUAUCUGAAAGGCAACAAUAAAGACCGACCAGGGUUUUUGGUGAAAAUGUCGGCAAACAAGAGGAGAAAGUGUGCACUUUAGCUGUUUAAAAUGCUAUUUUACCGCUCAUUAGUGAAACAAAAUGUCAUUUCCUUCAUUUUUGCCUAAAGUGAUCAAGGAAUGAGUUGAGGCAGACGUGAGGGACGCUCAGACUUUGGUUAAUGAGAGGUUUCCACAUCCGCUUUUUGUCUUCUUGGUGGGACUUAAGUGCUUGAUGAGCGGAGUGUCCAUUAGGCAGCAUGAGUCUGGUCCUCAUGUCCUGAACCUCAACAUGACUUUGUAAUCUGUAGCACAAAAGACAUGUUUGUCUCAUGGGAUUCAGCUUCUCCUUUUUCUGCAUCACCUUAAAAAAUAAAAAGAUGCACAUCAUUGGAAAGGUGCAGCAAUAAGAUUUUAAAUUUCAAAACAAUCUCUAUGGUAGGACGAGUAUAUUUACAUUACUGACCUAUGUGUAAUAUGCUGUAUUCAUUAAACAAUUAAACAAAUUCUAAGUCA
This is a messenger RNA of Oryzias latipes (Japanese medaka), 4159 nucleotides long. RefSeq names its product abhydrolase domain containing 3, phospholipase (gene abhd3). The record is from RefSeq and is a predicted model, not a curated record. Gene Ontology annotation, molecular function: monoacylglycerol lipase activity; glycerophospholipid phospholipase A1 activity; acetylesterase activity. NCBI's taxonomy places the organism in Eukaryota, Metazoa, Chordata, Actinopteri, Beloniformes, Adrianichthyidae. Gene Ontology annotation, biological process: medium-chain fatty acid catabolic process; phosphatidylcholine metabolic process; medium-chain fatty acid biosynthetic process.